Neodiprion fabricii is the source of this 3571-nucleotide messenger RNA. Its product is annotated as leucine-rich repeats and immunoglobulin-like domains protein 1. Gene Ontology annotation, molecular function: protein binding. Bases 542 to 2017 code for a protein of 491 amino acids. NCBI's taxonomy places the organism in Eukaryota, Metazoa, Arthropoda, Insecta, Hymenoptera, Diprionidae. The record is from RefSeq and is a predicted model, not a curated record. The transcript has 7 exons.
GGUAGAAACGUCUUCGAAGCCUUGUAACGGAGUCGGUGAAACGGUUCGCGUUGCACGAAACCGAUCGGUUAAUUGCCCCCGUAACGAAGCCGGCGAAUCCAUCCUCAUCCAUUUUCCUGGUUAAAUUGGUACGGCGAUAACGAGUGUUGAAGCUGCUGGAUGAGUUCUUCGUCGAAUCGUACCGUUUGUCAAACUGCGAAGUAACGAGUGGCGAAUUUUAAUUGCGCCGAGUCCGUUCGACGAAAGGUACAAUAACGACAAGAGAACGACUCGUAGUCGAAGUUGGGAACAGUGAUCGAGGGAUCGUGAGUUCGGAAAGUGAUAAGGGGUCUACUCGAUUGGUGCUUGUAGUCGUCGAUCGAAUGAACCGAAUUGUUUGUUUGUUUUUAUUUUUUUUCUCUCUCUUUGAGUGAUUACAGAUCGCGAAGGAGUGAAGAUACGAUAGCGAAGCGAGACGAUGGGAAUCAACCGUAACGGGGCAAAGUAGCGGAGGGUGAGAAAAGCGGCAACGAUAACGGCUUCAAGGAGCGAGUGCGGUAACAUGUCGUCGUCGACGAGAUUCAAGGGGGAGAAGUGCUGGAUAGUAUGGCUCAUGGUAACGUCUUUGUACCUGAGGUCCACCCUUGGUCAGAUAGUCCAGAACUGCCCGUCUAGGAGCGAGAUAGCACCGUGUUCCUGCAUCGUUAAGAAGCAGGGACUCGACGUCGUUUGCGAGUUUACCGACUUCACUCACAUCAACAAGGCGAUGUCGGUACUAAAGGGCAGGCCCAACACCAUCAUUUACUACCUCAAACUGCGACACAACAAUAUGCCGAAGCUUCAGGGCUUCGUCUUCCUCGGUCUUGACAUUCAUCAUCUCACCGUUCACAACAGCAGUCUAGCCGUCGUCGAGGAGACAUCUCUGAGCUCGAUAGGAAAAGGACUCACCCAGCUGGACUUGUCGCAGAACUCUUUGCUCGUGGUGCCGUCGGCGGCGUUGAAGACCCUGCAUCACCUUCUGAUACUGAACCUGAACUACAACAAGAUAAGCGCUAUCCAUGCGCGAGCUUUCGAGGGCCUUGACACCUUGGAAAUCCUCACCCUGUACGAAAACAAGAUAUCAGUCAUCGAAGCCGACGCGUUCAAGGGUGUCGACAAUCGGAAAUUGAAGCGGUUGAAUUUAGGCGGAAACGAACUGAACUCUGUGCCAACCUCGGCUUUGUCCUCUUUGGAAAUGCUGAAGAAGCUGGAGAUGCAGGAGAACAGGAUAAGCACCAUCCAGAAGGGCGACUUUGCCGGUUUGAAGAGCCUCGACUCACUGGGACUCGCUCAUAACAAACUGCAAGUAGUGCCAGCCGGCGUCUUUUCGCAUUUGACGCAAUUAAACUCUCUCGAACUGGAUGGAAACAAAAUCACCCACAUAGAUCCGGACGCGUUCAUCGGCCUCGAGGAACAUCUCCAGUAUCUUCGACUGGCGGACAACAAGCUUCACAUGGUACCAAGCGACGCGUUAAGAAGACUUCACCGUUUGCGUCACCUGGAUUUACGGGUCAACAACAUCACCGUAUUACCGGAGGACGCGUUCGCCGGUUACGGGGACUCGAUCACCUUCCUGAAUCUUCAAAAAAAUUUAAUCAAGACUCUGCCGCCGAUGAUAUUCGAGAAUUUUAAUUCGUUGGAAACGCUCAACUUGCAAAACAACAAAAUGACCCACGUGCCGGAAGAGGUGAUGGAAACCGUCAUCGACACACUGCAGGUCAUCGAUUUGACCGACAAUCCGCUGAUCUGCGACUGCGAGCUUCAGUGGUACUCAAACUGGUUGAAAAAUCUUCGCGACAAGGACGACGAGGUGAUGACGAAGAAGAGGACCGUGUGCACGAUGAGUAACGAGCACAGAGAAUACGCGGUGCAGAAUCUACCCUUGGAUCGAAUGGGAUGCCAGCCGAUAGCCGAGGAAAAAUCGUCAUCCGGUAACCUGGCGGUAAAACUUGUCGGUCUUCAGUUCGUCAUCACCGUGAGCUUCGUCGUUCUGUUCUAAAACGAACGAAGGAACAUAUCAAACCUCGUUUUAUUUCGUUUGAUUUAGAGAAAAAUUAAAGAAAAGAAAAAAAAAAAAAAUGAUAACAACAAUCUGAAAGUAAAGAAAGAAGAAAAAAACAAACGGAACCAUAUUAACGUUGAUUCGGUGAACACUUUCAUUUAUACAAAUAUAUAUUCGCAUAUAUGCAUUUAUGGCUAAUACAUGUGUGUACGUCUAAUGUUAUCUGUAGUUCGCUCGAUGAGUUGUAUCCCAGAGAGAGAGAGAGAGAGAGAGAAGGGAGAGAAUUUAAUGAUCACGUUAUUUUGGUAUAUUAUAUACCGAAUGUAGAAAAUAAUGUAGUCCUCAUUUUUACUCACGAUUAUACAUACCGAGUAUGAUUGAAUAUCUUCAUCGUUAUAUUAUAGAUCAAGUCGGCCGGGUUUAGAAUCGUAGAAAUUUUCAAACUGGGAUCUAGGUGAAUUUAGGGAUCGACCGUUAGCUGUUAAAUAUUAUUUUGCCUAUCGUUAAUUUACAUUUUAGAGUCGUACAAUAUCAUUAUACACCUUUUGUUUGACGUUUUUUUUUUUUUUUUUGUUUUCAGGAUAUGAAUUUAUUUUUCUACGAAUCGUAUACCUAAUAUAUUAUAUAAUUGUAUUAUUAAUAUGCCUGCAUAUUAAUCACGCGUGUUUGAUGGCGCGUGUGAAAAAGAAAAGGAUGGCAAAAAAAAAAAAAAGAAAAAAAAAAAGGAAAAGAAAAAUUAAAAAACCAGUCAAAUUAUCUUUGACAAUCGAAACAAUAUAAAACUAUAAAUGCAUUCUCUGCUGAUAGAGCGAAAUCGUAAAUACAACAUAAUUAUUACAAAGAAUAUAAUUUUUCUAUAACGAAUCGUAUAAAUAAAUGAACAUAUAGAAAUAUAUAUACACAGAUGUAUAUUUACAAAGCCGAUAAAUUUAUAUAAUACCUUAGGUUUGUAUUGCUAGUAUUUUCCGUUAUUUUUUGUUUUUCUCAUCUCUUAUACGUACGUGUAUAAAUAUAUUAUUUAACAUUAUUAAUUAUUUGAUAAUUUUUUAAGGUAUACGCAAUUUUAUGAAAAAUAUAAACGAUCCUUGAUGAAUCGACGCACGGUCGACGGACAUUUUCAGGCGAAAAAAGAAUUAAAAUUUCGUUAAAGCAAUUGGGGAAAAGAUUCCGAAAUAAUUGCGGAGGUGAAAAAUCGAUCUGUGAGAAAAUCUACGAGAGGGCAAAUAUAAUCAGCUGCUCUUUCGGGCAGCAAUAAACAAACGUAUACACAAUACGGAGAGACGAUAUAUAUAUAUAUAUAUAUAUAUAUAUAUAUAUACAUACAUAUGCAACAUAUCGCGAAGCGUACGAGCUUUCAUUAUCAAUCGAUACAUAUCAGUAACGUUGCCAAGAUAUUUUGAAAAAUAUACAAAUAUACAACACGAGGAACGAGGGAAAGUAAGAAAAUAAAUUAAUAACAAUUGUUUCAACCCGAUAGAUUAGAAAAUUGAAAACACCAGCCGGGAUGACUUAUAAGUGUAAAUUGUAAUGUGUGAGGGAAAAUACGGAAGA